This is a messenger RNA of Pyrus x bretschneideri (Chinese white pear), 1299 nucleotides long. RefSeq names its product 1-(5-phosphoribosyl)-5-[(5-phosphoribosylamino)methylideneamino] imidazole-4-carboxamide isomerase, chloroplastic. Gene Ontology annotation, cellular component: cytoplasm. Gene Ontology annotation, molecular function: 1-(5-phosphoribosyl)-5-[(5-phosphoribosylamino)methylideneamino]imidazole-4-carboxamide isomerase activity. The transcript has 8 exons. The record is from RefSeq and is a predicted model, not a curated record. Bases 42 to 989 code for a protein of 315 amino acids. Gene Ontology annotation, biological process: L-histidine biosynthetic process; L-tryptophan biosynthetic process. Lineage: Eukaryota; Viridiplantae; Streptophyta; Magnoliopsida; Rosales; Rosaceae.
UUCUGCUUCAAGCCUUCAACCUGGACUGAAACAGAAGCAGAAUGAAAGUUGAGACCUUCAAUGCCGCUUUCUCUUCCGACGUUCGUACAUUUCACAGGCUUCCGAGCUCUUCAAUUUUCGGCGCAAAAAGGCCUAAAAUUUUGACUGCCAGACCUUCCAUGGCCUCCGGAUUCACCCGGCGGAUUUCGAUCCGCUGCGCUGUUCGCUUCCGGCCUUGCAUUGACAUACACAAGGGUAAAGUGAAGCAGAUUGUUGGGUCUACCCUUUCGGAUUCGAAGGAUGAUGGGUCGGUUCUUGUUACCAAUUUUGUGUCGGAUAAGUCCGCGGCGGAGUAUGCAAAGAUGUAUAAAGAAGAUGGGCUUACAGGUGGUCAUGUGAUCAUGCUUGGAGCUGACCCUUUUAGUAGAGCUGCAGCCAUUGAAGCUUUGCAUGCCUAUCCUGGUGGCCUGCAAGUAGGAGGUGGGAUCAAUUCAGAAAAUUGUUUGCGUUACAUAGAAGAAGGGGCUAGCCAUGUCAUUGUCACCUCCUAUGUAUUUAACAAUGGACAAAUGGACCUUGAAAGGCUUAAAGAUCUUGUUCUUGUUGUUGGAAAAGAGAGGCUUGUUUUAGACCUUAGCUGCAGAAAGAGGGAUGGUAAAUAUGCAAUCGUCACGGAUAGAUGGCAGAAGUUCAGUGAUGUGAAUCUUGAUGAGGAAAUAUUAAAUUUUCUUGCCAACUUUGCGGAUGAAUUUCUAGUACAUGGUGUUGAUGUUGAAGGGAAAAAGCUGGGCAUUGAUGAGGAGCUUGUGGCGUUGCUUGGAAAGCAUUCACCGAUUCCUGUAACUUAUGCUGGUGGUGUGACUGUAAUGGCUGAUUUAGAGAGGAUUAAAGUGGCAGGACUGGGACACGUAGAUGUUACUGUUGGCAGCGCUUUGGAUGUUUUUGGAGGCAACUUGUCAUACAAAGACGUCGUUGCUUGGCAUGCCCAGCAGGAGUCCUUGACUGUUUAGUGCAUUUCUAUUAUCUUUCGGUUCUGUGUGCGCACUAUUUUGACAUCUAGGUUAUUCUGGUUUCGGUUCUAUGUGUGCACUAUUUUGACUUCUAGGUUAUUCUGGUUUAUGUAUUUUGAAAAUUCAUUGCAUAGGAGAGUUCAGCUCUGUAACUUCGAAAAAUGCCGCGUUGUAAGUUAUGAGCUAUUAUUUUUUUGGGUCAGUGAAAAUUUGCAUCUGGAUAAUGUGCCGAAACUGAGUUUGGAGCCUUAAGAUACAGAUCAAGAUUGGAGCCUUAAGAUAUAAAAUUAAGCUCAGACUUUGUCAUGUA